Colletotrichum lupini is the source of this 252-nucleotide messenger RNA. RefSeq lists its product as uncharacterized. The record is from RefSeq and is a predicted model, not a curated record. Lineage: Eukaryota; Fungi; Ascomycota; Sordariomycetes; Glomerellales; Glomerellaceae. Bases 1 to 252 code for a protein of 83 amino acids. The transcript is spliced from 3 exons.
AUGCUGCAUGAAGAACAAAAUAACAGACUUCCCGGCGAAGAAAAGGUCGAGACCUUUUUUCCCGGAAUCCCUCGUGGCAGCAAUCGGAAUAAUUGCCAUGUGUUGAGGAGAAGCUUUCCUGCUAAGGAUACGACGGCAUUCCCUCGUUUCGGCCUCGGCGUCGAGAUUGGAAUUUGGAGAGCAUUCAUCACAUGUCGACGCUAUGUACGCAGUAGUGGCCAGUAUGGCAUGAAUCCUUUUACAUCGCAAUAG